AGCUAUUAGGUCUGGCCCCCAGGCUAGUUGCAUAGUAGUCUCAUGAAUUAGCCGCCGUUCCUUUUGCAUAGUAAGUGCAAUUGCUUCCAAAAAAACCGCGGCUUAAAUAAUUAUUGUGCGGCCUGAAAUCGAGUAUCGUUGCCAUAGUAGCCAAGCUUUGAAGAGACAAGUUGAGUGGACAUGUCUUCCAAGCCACUCCUUUCUUUUCUAAACACUGGCUUAACACAGCAACUACGACACCUACAAGCUUGCUGUGAUGAAGGCCUACCUUUGAGCUAUGAUGACUGUAUUAAGGAUGUCAAUAUUGCUGACAGGCUGCUGGCACUACAACAAUUUGGAGCUGAAGGAGAGCCAAAGGAGUUUUUGAAAGAUGGAGAACGAAUUUAUUGCCUGGAAAUAGUGAAAAAUGUUCUUUUGACUCAGUUUGAGCUUCUCUGUAUAUCUAAUGAGCUUGAGAACAAUGUCGAAAACUCUUUCAGUGAGUGUAAAAAGAUUUGUCAACUGAUGGAGCAUUGUACCAGUCUGCUUUGCUCCCAUUGUGAUCAGCACAACAGCAAAUCUAGCAGACGACCAACUUUCAAGCCGGACUUUUGUGAUUUUGCAAAAAGGAUUAUUCAAUCACGCUGUAAGCUUAUAUCGCAGGCAAUCCUCCAUCAUCCGUCCAAGUCUACUCUAUUACAUCUUGCUAAAUUCGAGUCUGUACUCAUUCGAGCGUUGCUAGGGAUAUUUGCUACCUACACAUCCUUAUUGCAUUCUCCUAAUACCAAGCACACACCAAAAAUGAUGUAUGUGUCAGAAGAAAUGUUCGCUCUGGCCCAUGGACAGGAGAAGCUCACAUGGAUGGACUGUCUGAUUCCAGGAGCCCAGUCUGAGGGAUUGAGGCUAGCUGGCCUGGAGCUGACUGGGAGGGUGUGGGGUGAGGUGGCCCGUCGUAUGGUGGAGGCCUUGCAGCCAGUACUGCCUGAUGAUUGGGCCAUGACUGAGUUGGUACCGCUUUUGGAGGGACUACAGAAAGAGGAAGACCUGCAACCAUACUCCCCUGUGGUAAAGUGUCUUUGGUAUGUAACCGCUUCACUACGACAGCAAGUCUGCCUCUUGCAGUGGGACUCAGGUUUCCAGUCUCUACUUGUGGCAAUGCCUGUGGAUCUGAGAAGAGGAUUCAAGUCUCAUACAAACGAGCAGAAAACAACAAAAUCCACAUCUCUAGUCACCCACUCUGUGUUUAUCCCUCUCACCGACUUUAUGCAAUCCCCUGACACCUUUCCUCGAAUUGAAGCCUCUAAUACCCCCGGCUCUGUAGCUCAGCAUCUGGACAACGUUCGAUUAUCACAACCCAUAGUCGCGGCAAUGGAAGUGACCCUACGGAAGUUUUCGACGUUUCUCUCUCAAGGGAUGAAAAGUUGUUUGGUUAAUUGGAAUCUGCGCGGACUGGGACAGGGUUUGUUUGUAGAUUCCCCAGCCGUAAGAAAGGUAGCUGCUUUAGGGGAGUAUCAGUUGAGAGUGGCUGCUCCUUUGUUUGUGUUUCCCCCGGCUAUGGGACCACACCUCAUUGAGAGUACCAGCAGACAGAGAUACUCCCUACUCUAUAGCAGCUUCAAGACACUGCAGGAAUCCAGUGAUGAGCUAUGUGUGUACAUGACCAGGGUCUGGGGUCAGCAAUGUGCCCAAGUACUGCAGACUGUGUUCCCCUCCCAGAAGGCGUGGAGAAAUACAGCCAGGAAAAGUGGAGUACAGCAACCAGCCAAUGCUAGCAGCUACACUGAGGUGAUCAUUGAGCAGCUCCUCUCCCCUGUGCUGGAGGCGUGUCUGUCCCUGCCCCCUAGAGCACAGAGUGGUCUCGCUGCACUGUGUCUGAGUGUGGUCCUCCUGGAACUGAGGAAGGUCAUUCUGGACACUGAGAGGGUAUACAGACCGUCGGCAGGGAGACAGCUGCUCACAGAUUACCGCCACCUCAUCGUUUGGCUCACAUCCAACUCUCAGUCACUGUCCAAAGAGGCCUCUCACACGAUCUCCUCUCUCCCCCUCAUCAAUGAGCUAGAGCACGGUCUACUGGUGGUGUGUGGCACUGCUGGGGUAUCACAGGAAGGGGGUGUGGCACUCAGCUCACUACUACACUGUACACACCUACCAUUGCUCAAGGAAAUGGCCUGGUUGAACAAAGAGGACUGGACUAAAGCUUUAGCAGUUUGAGUAUUUCAUAAUUAUAACACGUAUAGUUUUAUAUUUCCAAUCUGUGCUUUAUAUACAAUUAUACAUAUUUUUACAUUUUUGCUUUCCAUGCAUGCAAUUAAACAUGUCUUUUACAUAACAAUGUCAAUCACAAUAA
This is a messenger RNA of Halichondria panicea, 2326 nucleotides long. RefSeq lists its product as uncharacterized. Lineage: Eukaryota; Metazoa; Porifera; Demospongiae; Suberitida; Halichondriidae. The record is from RefSeq and is a predicted model, not a curated record. The coding region runs from base 181 to 2190 and encodes 669 amino acids. The transcript is spliced from 7 exons.